Caenorhabditis briggsae is the source of this 972-nucleotide messenger RNA. The transcript is spliced from 3 exons. Gene Ontology annotation, cellular component: nucleus. Bases 1 to 972 code for a protein of 323 amino acids. The record is from RefSeq and is a predicted model, not a curated record. Gene Ontology annotation, molecular function: nucleic acid binding; exonuclease activity. NCBI's taxonomy places the organism in Eukaryota, Metazoa, Nematoda, Chromadorea, Rhabditida, Rhabditidae.
AUGGAUUAUUCAUCCUGGAUUCCACAGAUCCCACUGCCUGCCGAAGGAAUGAAAUCUACUAUAGAACUCACGCCCCAGAUGGCAAAAAUGCUAAUUGAUGCCCAAGACCAUUUCCAUAAGAAGAAAGCUCUCCGACUGGAUCCGUUUAUUUUGACUAGGGCCCAACGCUUCGAGAAUGGUUUUCCGGUCAGAAAAGGAUGUCAAGUGUAUGUGCAACCCAAUGAGUUUCAAAUGGGUCAGGAGCUGUUCUACACUGAAUUUGAUAACACCAGAAUCUGCACCCGAUGCCAACAAACCUUCUACGUGGAAAGCGACGGGUAUCAGCCAACAGCAGACCACCCAAUUUGUAUUGAUUCCGAGGGAGGUUACAACUUCCACAUCCACACCCAGCUCCCAGUGGAACAUUUGAAGACGUUCAAGAAGGCGGAUAAAGUUGACGAGUACAAUCGAAGAAUGACUGGAAGAGUGUACGCAUUGGAUGUGGAGUCUGUGUACACUUCGCAUGGACAAGAAGUAGGACGAGUUACUGUAGUCGACGAUAGAGGAGAAGUGGCCCUGGACCUUUUAGUGAAGCCAAAGGAACACAUUUACGAUUACGUCACAAAGUAUUCUGGCCUCACUCCAGACUUUCUGAACUACGCCACUGAGACUUUGGAAUCGGCAAGACAGAAGAUUCUCAACUUGAUCAAUCGGGAAUCAAUUCUUAUUGGACAUGCCUUGAAUGGAGAUUUGCUGAAACUUGGAAUUCUUCACAGUAAAGUGAUCGACACAUCCAUCCUCUUCGCCACUUCAGGAAGACGUCCAUCGCUUCGAUCACUGACGUCCAUCUAUUUGAACAGAGACAUCCAGCAAUCAUAUUAUGGUCAUUGCUCCAAAGAAGACGCUGUCGCCUGUGUUGAUUUGGUCAAUUAUGCUCUUCGAAAUCCAACAACGAUCUCCAAAGUCUUUCAAAAACCUAAUAAUUCUUUGUAA